This is a messenger RNA of Emiliania huxleyi CCMP1516, 825 nucleotides long. RefSeq lists its product as hypothetical. NCBI's taxonomy places the organism in Eukaryota, Haptophyta, Isochrysidales, Noelaerhabdaceae. Bases 13 to 690 code for a protein of 225 amino acids. The record is from RefSeq and is a predicted model, not a curated record. The transcript has 2 exons.
CUCUUGCAGCUGAUGCAGACGGGCGUGCUGCACUGCGACCCGCAUCCGGGCAACAUGUGCGUCACGCCGAGCGGGCGCAUCGUGCUCUACGACUUUGGCAUGAUGGACACGCUGCCGCAGACGACGGUGCAGGGCAUGCGCAAGAUCGCCUUUGGGCUGCUCAACGGUUCGCCCACCCCCGACGCCAAGGAGAUCGCCACGCGCGGCGAUAGCGUCAUGGAGGGCCUCGAGAUGUCGGGCUUCCUCCAGCCCGGCGCGAACGCGACGGCCGUCCGGAUGGUCGGCGAGUUCCUCGUGCGCUUCUUCAGCGACCAGGCCGCCGGCCGCGCCACCCAGGAUGUCACCGAGCAGAUCGACUAUGAGCUGCGCUCCCUCCUCGGCUCGGGCGCCAUCGCCUUCCCCUCGGCCUUCACCUUCGUCGCGCGCGCGUUCACGUCGGUCGACGGGAUCGCCAAGUCUCUCCAGCCCGAGAUUGAGCUGCGCCAGGCGCUCGACCCGUUCGUGUCGCAGCUCAUCACCGACGAGUACACCAGCCAGGCCAACGCGAAGCGCGAUGCGCUGCUCGCACAGGCAAAGGGCUUCUUUGGGCAGGGCGGCGAGGGCGGCGGGGAGGGCCUGCCUCGCGAUGCGGCGCUCGUGGCUGCCGGCGUGCUGGCGGGCGUUGCGAUUGCGCAGAUCCUUGGGCUGUGAGUUGUAUGUGGCCCGUGCGAGGGCUGGCGUGUUGUCUGUUGAGAGAUGUCUAGUGUGUUUUGCCUCCGUUCAUACCCAAUAUGCUACUUUUUGGCACGGGUAGCAGAAGAGUGAGAGUCGUGAUUUCUUGUUGGU